AGGAGCAUAUUUGUCAGUUGGAAGAGAGAGGAAGUUACUAAAGAGUAUUGAGAAAAAGGUUUGCUGAAAUCAGAGAUCAUUCGUGGGCUCUUAGGAGUCAGAAGUUCUAUCUCCCAGUGAAAUGCUGCCUCCGUCACUUCUAUUGCUAGCAGUUCUCAUCUCAGGUGGUGACAAUGAGGAUGCUUUCCAGGGACCAACUUCUUUCCAUGUCAUUCAGAUAUCAUCCUUUGCCAACAGCACCUGGGCACAAAAUCAAGGCUCAGGCUGGUUGGAUGAUUUGCAGAUUCAUGGAUGGGAUAGUGACUCGGGCACUGCUAUUUUUCUGAAGCCCUGGUCCAAGGGCAACUUCAGUGAUGAGGAGGUGACUGAGCUGGUUGAGCUAUUUCGAGUCUAUUUAAUUGGAUUCAUCCGGGUAAUACAGGACCACGUCAGUGAAUUCCAGAUGAAAUACCCCUUUGAGAUCCAAGGCAUAGCAGGCUGUGAACUGCAUUCUGGUGAGGCCACAGUAAGCUUCUUGAGGGGAGCUUUAGGAGGACUGGAUUUCCUGAGCUUGAAGAAUAAUUCGUGUGUGCCUGCCCCAGAGGGCGGCAGCAGGGCACAGCGAUUCUGCACGCUCAUCGUUCAGUACCAAGGUUUCUGUGAUAUCGUAGAGAAGCUCCUCUUAGAAACCUGCCCUCGAUAUCUCUUGGGUGUUCUCAAUGCAGGGAAGGCGGAACUGCAGAGGCAAGUAAAGCCCGAAGCCUGGCUUUCAAGUGGACCCAGUCCUGGGCCUGGCCGUCUGUUGCUGGUGUGUCAUGUCUCAGGAUUUUACCCAAAACCUGCAUGGGUAAUGUGGAUGAGGGAUGAGCGGGAGCAGCCAGGAACUCAGCAAGGUGACAUCCUUCCCAAUGCUGAUGAGACAUGGUAUCUCCGAGUAACCCUGGAUGUUGUGGCUGGGGAAGCAGCUGGUCUGAAUUGCCGAGUAAAGCACAGCAGUCUAGGAGGCCAAGACAUUAUCCUUUACUGGGGAAGCCCCACCUCCAUCGGAGUGAUAUGUUCAGCAAUAAUAGUGCCUUCCUUGAUUCUUUUGAUAUGUCUUGCAUUAUGGUUUUUGAGGCGCUGGUCAUAUCAGAAUAUCCCGUGAGCUUUCAUCAUUUCUCAUUAAUCAUUUGGAAUAAGUACUCAGAAGACCAGAAUCUCAAGUUUUUGGCCCAGGAGUCAAUCUCAUCAUAUUUAAUCAAAUAAUCAUCAUAUUUGAUCAACUCAGAGUUCUCAUAGGUUGUGAAAUAAAUCGUAAUUUAUACACCAGCAGAAAAAUAAUUAAGGACUGUGAAUUUAUUAUGAGAUUUUAUCAAUACUAGAAUCCACUCAGAUUUUAUAGAUGUGAAAUGUGAAGAAGAAUGUAUCUCAGAAUAAAUAAA
Molecule: messenger RNA, 1400 nt
Organism: Pteropus alecto (black flying fox)
Lineage: Eukaryota; Metazoa; Chordata; Mammalia; Chiroptera; Pteropodidae
Product: T-cell surface glycoprotein CD1b
Exons: 6
Coding region: 122-1123 (333 amino acids)
Biological process (GO): antigen processing and presentation, endogenous lipid antigen via MHC class Ib; immune response; positive regulation of T cell mediated cytotoxicity
Cellular component (GO): external side of plasma membrane
Molecular function (GO): exogenous lipid antigen binding; lipopeptide binding; endogenous lipid antigen binding
Source: RefSeq, a predicted model, not a curated record